UUCAUCUUUCGAAAGACUCUUGUGGAGUUGUGGACCUUGUGGUUUUGCAAGUUACUUUAAUUUAUAUUUUAUAAAUAUAAACAUUGCAUUUUCUACUAUAUUGGUAUAACAUCAAUAUUAAAAAGACCUUGCAACAAUCGAAUGCUAAUGGAUUCACAUAAAUCCCACCGUAAGCAUAAAAAAGUCAGGAAAAAGAAAAAAAGACGCCACAAAUCUUCAAGUUCGAGUGACAGCACUAGUAGUGAAGACGAAUGGGUAGAAGCUCCCACUGCCUCCCAAAAUUCGACCAAAAGCAGAGACGAAGAUAUACAGAAGGCCACCGCUAAGAAGGAAGAAGAUAAUGACGAGUGGGCAUCUUUUUCUGGUCAGUUCCGGACGAGAGAAGAAAUACAAGAGAAACGAAAGCCGAAAAAAGAGGAACGCGUGAAUCUCGACAAGUUAGGCCAGUCCGCCCGGGAGCUGAAUCCGUAUUGGAAAGAUGGCGGAAGUGGUCUGCCGGAGGAGGAGAAGGCGGUGGUGGGCGGAGGGGCAGUGGGUGACUUUGGCCUAGACUGGCUGCGCAGAGCGAUGCGCCGUAGCAAGGAGCAGGCACUGGAGGAGAAGCGGUCUCUGGAAGAGGUGGUUGCUGAACGCUGGGGGUCUUUGGCCAAAUUGGAAUCAUUGAUUGCCGAGGCGGAGGAGAAGCAGAGGAGAACAGUCACAAAUCAAACUACGACAACAAUGACAGGUAUCAAAGAAGAAAAUCAUAUGACGUCACUAAUCGAAGCGAUGACGUCACUUCUAAAGAAGAUUCAUGAAACCCAACAACGAGUCUAG
Nilaparvata lugens (brown planthopper) is the source of this 816-nucleotide messenger RNA. Its product is annotated as CWF19-like protein 2. Gene Ontology annotation, cellular component: post-mRNA release spliceosomal complex. Gene Ontology annotation, biological process: mRNA splicing, via spliceosome. The transcript has 4 exons. Lineage: Eukaryota; Metazoa; Arthropoda; Insecta; Hemiptera; Delphacidae. The record is from RefSeq and is a predicted model, not a curated record. Bases 142 to 816 code for a protein of 224 amino acids.